AUGGAUUACCAUUUACUGACUAUUCCCUUUACUACAGAGUCUGAGGGAGAGUCACACUCAAGUGCAAAUAUAGGUCCAAGUCGAAUGUCACCCAGUGCCACCACUCUGUCCCAAGUUGAGUCGAGCACUGCUUUCCCUCCUGGUGAUACUGGAGCACUGUUGAAAGCAAACCAGAAGUUACGUGACUUGGAUCCGACACGUAAAUACCAAUUGCUUACAUCUGAGCCAAAUCUUGAUCCUUCCUAUUACCCAAAGACUCAUGCAGAGGAUGGGGCAUUCUGCCGAGCCUGUGCAUUUUUUGCUCCAGAGUUACUUGGUGGACAUUCUACAGGUCAGUUCGUGACUGCACCUUUUAGAACAUGGCAAAAACUAUCUGACAGGACGCUAGCUCAUGGCAAGCUUGAUUACCAUCUUGCUUCUCUGGCAAAGAUGAGUGCAUUCUUGGAUUGUUAUAGUAACCCAUCACAAGCUAUUGACACAGUGCUUGUAUCCGAGGCUCGGAAGCGGAUGGAGGCUAACAAGAAAGUGAUUUCGUCUCUGUUAAAAAUAGUUUUGCUGUGUGGAAAACAAGGCAUAGCGUUUCGUGGUCAUCAUGAUGAUUGUUUCAACUGGGAGGAUACUGAGUAUGAACACUCAAACCCAGGGAAUUUCAUUGAGCUUGUAUGCUUUAGGGCUGAAACUGACAAUAUUCUCUCUGAACAUCUCAAGAACUCUCCAAGAAAUGCUAGAUACACAUCCAAAACGAUUCAAAACGAAUUGAUUGAAGUGGUUGGAAAGUACAUCUGCAACGAAAUCAUAGCAGAGGUAAAGAAGAGCAAAUACUACACUGUCAUUGUUGAUGAAGUCACUGAUAUUUCAAACAAAGAGCAGCUCUCAAUUUGCCUUCGCUACGUUUAUUAUGGUACUGUGAAGGAAGUAUUCAUUGCCUUUGUCUCAGUAGAAAGGAUCACAGGAAAGAAUAUUGCUGCAGCAAUUUUAAACUGGAUACAGACAGUUGGAUUGUCACCAAGUGAUAUGCGAGGGCAGUGCUACGAUGGAGCCAGUAACAUGUCUGGAGCAAGAUCAGGAUGUAGUGCUGUUAUUCAACAGCAAGCUCCAAAGGCUGCCUAUUUCCACUGUGCUGCUCAUCGAUUAAAUCUUGCUGUAGUGUCUGCAUGUAAGAUCCAAGGAUUCAUGAAUGUUGAGGCAUACAUCGGAGAAAUUGCAAGGUUCUUUGCAUUCUCUCCCAAAAGGCAACGACUGUUUGAUAAGACAAUGGAUAAAUUCCUUCCAAAAGCCAAGGCCCGAAAGCUCAAAGACGCCUGUAGAACAAGGAGGGUUCAACGUAUUGAUUCGUACACAGUCUUUCUUGAGUUGUUACCAGCACUUCACACAUCUCUGCAAGCUAUGGUUUCUCCAGGACAACACAGACUUUGGUACUGA
Messenger RNA from Corticium candelabrum, 1422 nucleotides. RefSeq names its product zinc finger MYM-type protein 1-like. The transcript is spliced from 3 exons. Lineage: Eukaryota; Metazoa; Porifera; Homoscleromorpha; Homosclerophorida; Plakinidae. The coding region runs from base 1 to 1422 and encodes 473 amino acids. The record is from RefSeq and is a predicted model, not a curated record.